This is a messenger RNA of Sesamum indicum (sesame), 1386 nucleotides long. RefSeq lists its product as uncharacterized. The record is from RefSeq and is a predicted model, not a curated record. Lineage: Eukaryota; Viridiplantae; Streptophyta; Magnoliopsida; Lamiales; Pedaliaceae. Gene Ontology annotation, biological process: shoot system development; root development.
CACAGACUACAGCAAGACAGGUUUAGUCAUACUCGUGUGCGCACCUAUGUAUAUUUUUCCAUCCUUGUCUGAAGAUCAGAAGCCUCCAGCCUAACAUGACUAAUCUUUUAUUCGCAGCUUUGCGGUUGGGAGACGUUUGAUGAUAGGUCCAUUUAUGAGUCGAUGGGCUAGACGGGUAACUGUUUAUUAAUUAAAUCAAAUUCAUACCUGUCAAGAUUCCUCAUGCUUGUGGAUCAGCAAUAGUAGUGCAGCUAAUUGAGAUCUGUAUGAUUGAGUUUUUCAUGUUCAAGAUCCGUGGGACAAGGAACUCGUGCACAGCAUUGUUCGUUGCAGGGAUGAGACAUUGUAGGUGGAACAUAUUCCUUUUGUUUUCUUUACCUAUCUCUCUAUAUAUAGCUCGUACCGAUGAGAUGGCUUCAACCACUCAACAUCUUUCUCAAUACCAAAUAGUCUACAUUCACCCUUAAAGAGUUGAUUUUGGUACAAAAAGAUGGCUGCUUUCCACUCUAGAUCAAACAGUUUCCCGUCUCAAUCUCAUCCGGUAAUGGAAAGCGUUGAAGAUCAUCUGUUGAGGUUAAAGUCCUCAGAAGCCGCAUCAAUGUCAGCCGCUUCUGUAUGCGCAAACUUGGCUAGACUCAGAGAUUUGCAUGAAAGCAUCGAUAAUCUGAUUCAGAUGUCUUCAGUCCAACAAGCCCUUUCACAGGGACAAGGCGAAAAUUGGGUAAAUGAGUUGCUUGAGGAAUCUCUAAGGCUUGUGGACCUCUGUGGAUUUUCAAGAGAUGUUGUGCGUUCAACCAAAGAAUCCAUUCAAGAUCUCGAAUCCUCCAUCAGGAGAAACAGAGGUGAAAACGCCACACGGGACGACAUCAAUGCUUAUGUAGCCUCAAGAAAGAAGAUGGACAAGAUGGUCAAGAAAUGCAUCAAGAAUUUGAAGAGCUUCAACCAAAGUGCUACACCACUCCCAGCCAUCGGGACGAUGCUCAAAGAAACGGAGGCCCUCGAUUCCUCAGUCCUAAAAUCUCUACUGAUGCUCUUGUCCGGGGAAACGGAAGGAUCAAAGCGAAGAAGUUGGUCGUUGCUUUCCAAGACGAAACGUGUACAUUCCGAGACAGAGCAAGAAAAUGGUGCUGAUCAGGAGUUGUUUUCCUUGAACAUGCACAAGUCAAGCAAAGGCAUGGACAAGAUCACACUGAAGCAACUGAAAGCAACAGAAAUGAGCAUCCAGGAACUAGAAGAGGGAUUAGAAGCCUUGUUUAGGAGUUUAGUGAAAACUAGAGUUUCUCUUCUUAAUAUUCUCAGCCAUUAGCCCUCUUUGAUCAUCAGUUUUGACCACACCAUAAUUAGAGUUGUAUAUAUAUACUUGUGCAAAUGACAUUAUAAAAGGAU